Penicillium olsonii is the source of this 702-nucleotide messenger RNA. The record is from the annotation of a GenBank genome assembly. NCBI's taxonomy places the organism in Eukaryota, Fungi, Ascomycota, Eurotiomycetes, Eurotiales, Aspergillaceae.
AUGGCCGCCACAGCAAAACGCCCCGAGAUUAUUGAGCUUGCCCGCGGGCUGCGAGGGGUCCCCAUGUGCGAGGACUACGAGCGCAUGAUCUCCGGAAUGAUGUACAAUCCCUUGAUUCCAAAGCUGCUAGAAGCCCGCCAUCUAUGCCGGGGUCUUGCGGCGGACUACAACAACCUAGACACGAAGACAGUGACGUAUGACCAAAUCGGCGAUAAGCGACUAGAGCUUCUCCGCAAGCUCGUCGGCAAAGUGGGCGAUGGAACAUUCAUUGAACCACCAUUCCUGCCGGACUAUGGCUGCAAUACCAUUAUUGGGGAAGAUUGCUUUUUCAACUGGAACGUGACUAUCCUGGAUACCAGUCUAGUGACUAUCGGUGAUCGUGUGCAGAUCGGUACAGGAGUUAGUAUCAUUACAGCCGGACACGAUACGAGUGUCUUGUCGCGUCGGAAAUUUGUCGAGUUCGGCCACCCCAUCUUCAUUGAGGAUGAUUGCUGGAUCGGGAGUAAUGUCGUUAUCCUCCCUGGUGUCACAAUUGGUCAGGGAUCAACCAUUGGUGCUGGAUCGGUUGUCACCAAGGAUAUUCCACCGUUCUCGGUCGCUGUGGGCACGCCGUGUCGGGUGAAGAAGACGAUUCAAUCGGCGGAAGAGGAGGAGCAGGAUCCCAACAACCCAUAUCGCAACUUGGUCCGCGAGGAUCGGUAA